AUGGAUAUCACGGUUCUUGAUGUGGUUCCCAAGUGCAAAAAGAUGGUAAUCUAUUGCAUUCAGGAACGUUCUGCUUUUGGAAAAAUGCUUGAAACGUUUCGUUUUCAUUCUACUAUGAUAAGAAAUUGCACAAAACGCCUAACUCUAAAGGCGACAAUUAUUGUUGUUGUACUGUUUUAUUGGGUUUUGCUCCAAAAUCAAGAAGCCCCAAUUUCUGAGUUACUCGAGGAACGCUGCGAUCGAAGUGGAUGGAAUUAUAGCACAACUGCCGGCAGAACACGGGAUUUUGGUUCAAGGUUCCGUGUCUCAUUUGCGGAUAUUCAAAAAUCUCAAAGAUGGCUGCACCUUCCAAAAAUUAAAAAUCCAACGUGGAAUCGUGAUAUUUUAAUGAUAGUUGCCAGUAGGCCAGGAAGUGUUUCACGGAGGAAAGUUCUGAGGAAGACUUGGAUGAACAAGGCGAAUAGUAAAAUAAUACGGAAUGGAAGGAUGCAAGUAUUGUUUUUAGUUGGGAUGGUAGCUGGAGAUCGUGAUCUGAUGAAAGCCGUGAAGAAGGAAGCAGAAUCAUUUGGUGACAUUAUUGUGAUGAACUUAGAAGAUACUUACGAUAACUUGCCGUUCAAGGUGCUAUCCCUACUUCUUUAUGGAACAAAUAAGGCGUCCGAUUUCAAAAUUAUUGGAAAAAUCGACGAUGACGUCAUUUUCUUCCCGGACCGUCUUACCCCACUGUUGGACGAAAACGUGAUUGAUUCCAGCAGCUAUAGCAUCUACGGGUACUUGUCACAAGAUGAUGAGCUUGUCGUUCGAAACGAAACUAAACCAUGGUAUGUACCUGAAACUGCAUAUAACUGCACGAAAUAUCCGGUGUACGCUUUGGGACCAUUUUAUUUGAUCACUAACAAGGCAGCUAAUCUUAUCGUGGAAAAUUCCAGAUUUCAAAAUUUCAUGACAGUUGAAGACGCUCUUAUCGCUGGAAUUAUUGCCGAGGGUCUUGGAAUUCAGCGGCACAGUCUUCCAAUGGUGUUCAGAUACAGAUUUGAUAACACUGACGGAAAGAAAAUUCUCUCGUGGCAUAUGUCCAAAAGGAGUGACAGACAAUUUUUGGAUUUUUAUCAGCAAAGUUUAGCACUGUAUCAACUGGAACAGGAAUCUUAA
Caenorhabditis elegans is the source of this 1152-nucleotide messenger RNA. It is a transcript of the gene T15D6.5, whose product is annotated as Hexosyltransferase. Bases 1 to 1152 code for a protein of 383 amino acids. NCBI's taxonomy places the organism in Eukaryota, Metazoa, Nematoda, Chromadorea, Rhabditida, Rhabditidae. The record is from RefSeq and is marked reviewed. The transcript has 7 exons. Gene Ontology annotation, molecular function: hexosyltransferase activity. Gene Ontology annotation, cellular component: membrane; Golgi membrane. Gene Ontology annotation, biological process: glycoprotein biosynthetic process.